This is a messenger RNA of Pochonia chlamydosporia 170, 690 nucleotides long. Its product is annotated as short-chain alcohol protein. Bases 1 to 690 code for a protein of 229 amino acids. Lineage: Eukaryota; Fungi; Ascomycota; Sordariomycetes; Hypocreales; Clavicipitaceae. The transcript has 2 exons. The record is from RefSeq and is a predicted model, not a curated record.
AUGGUUGGAUCACGGCACUCACUCGUGUUAAUCGGCUGUGGCCCUGGUAUUGGCAGGUCCAUUGCUUCGGUAUUUGCUUCCAAGAGAUAUGACACGAUUGGUCUCGUCGCCAGGCGACAGUCACAGCUCGACGCCGAUCGUAAGGCGGUCGAGGCUGUAGCUCCAGGUACCAAGGUCCACACAUACGUGGCAGAUAUUGCAGAUGGCCCAAGUCUCAAGGAGACUCUUAAACAGAUAAGCUAUGAUAUUGGAAUUCCUGAGACUGUCUAUUUUAAUGCGGCUGUCAUCCGUCCCACCUCUAUAUCUGACGAGACAGAGGAGGCCAUGAUAUAUGAUUUCAAGAUCACCAAUACGGCUCUGCUUCACACAGCACAGUGGGCUUUUCCCCAGCUUGUAAGCCUCGCGCAGUCUGACGCUAUGGCCAAGCCCUCCUUUCUCGUGACAGGAACUUGGAUCUCUCGAGAUCCUGUCACUCAAAUCUUCACUUUGUCAUUGGUCAAAGCUGCUCAGCGCAACUUGACCCAAUCUCUUGCGCAGGUGUAUGGUCCUCAGGGCGUGCAUGUUGGCAUGGUGCGCGUUAUGGGCGUUGUCGACCCCAAGACCCUCAGCCCUGAGAGCAUCGCAGAGAAAGCUUGGGAGCUAUUCGAUGAGCCCAAGGAUAAGCAGGCCUUUGAGAUGGAGGCAAAGUAG